Molecule: messenger RNA, 2175 nt
Organism: Paraglomus brasilianum
Lineage: Eukaryota; Fungi; Glomeromycota; Glomeromycetes; Paraglomerales; Paraglomeraceae
Source: the annotation of a GenBank genome assembly
AUGGAACAAAGAGCGCGAACCCCAUGCCAACAUGUGAACAGCCUUUUGACUGUCAAUUUACCUUUAGCAAAGAUAGACUCAGCAGCCUUCAAGAAACAACUUACCAGUGCCUCGCUUCAUUGUGAUCUGUGCGAUACAAAAAUGCCGAGACUAUGGAUUUGCUUGCACAGUAAUUGCCGGGCCAUAAUAUGUAAUACCAGCUCGCACGCACACGUACUUAAGCAUUUUGACACGUAUAAGGAUUCGACAGAAAAUGGAUAUCAUUCUGUUUACAUCAACCCGCGGGCAUUGACGAUUUGGUGCUACGAGUGCGGAAGAGAGCUAAACCCGCUCGAUAAGUCUGAAUUGCUUUCUCCUGACGUACGGACUUAUUUGAGAACCGUAAUAAGAAGUCUGCAAGGAAAACGUAACAAGUCCCCAGAGCAACCAUUUGUCGAUGUUCCUGCAUCAAGGCAGUCGAUAUGUAAACUAUCAGACCACUUUUUAAAUUUUGUCAAGGCGAUGUGGUCAGGUGUAAGCCCAAUAUACAUACCAAUACAGUUGGUCACAGAAAUAAAACGAACUUUUGAAGGAUUUCAAGGUUACGGACAAGAAGAUUCUCAAGAAUUCCUCUGCUUUAUUCUGGACCGCCUUCAUGAAGAGCUUCCUUAUCCCCCCUCUUCCAUAAGUACAUUCUCUGCCGGUUACGCGAUAGAGAACGGGCGUAAAAGUCAUGGGAACGGCUCACUCUCGCAUACCAUAUCAGAUGGUAAUCAUAGUUCAAAACAAGGGGCAACAAAACGGAGUAUUAUAAGUGACGUUUUUGAGGGUACCUUGGAAAGUAAAAUAAGAUGUUUGCAUUGUAAAAAAGACUUUGAGAAGGAAGAUCGGGUGUGUGAGUUGCUUAUUGAGAUAGACAAGAAAUUCAAAUCAAAGAACCAAGAAAGGAAUGGAGAGUCAUCAUCCGCGAUUGGAUCAAUGUUUGGUGCUGUAACCGGACUUGUGGGGAUAGGAGGAAAAAUACUUAGGCUACAAGACUGUCUGAGCGCCUUUACUGCUACUGAGACGCUGAUGGGAGACAAUCAGUAUGAAUGUGAGAGCUGUGGUAAGAAAAGAGACGGUCAGAAGACAUUGAGGAUAAAAACAUUGCCAGAAACACUUUGCAUAAUGCUAAAGAGAUUUCGUCGUGACCAAUAUUUCUCAAAAAUUGGAACUUAUGUACAAUUUCCUAUGGAAGACUUUGACAUGAGACCUUUUUGUAAAGAACCAGCAGAUCAUGAGGAAAAAAACGAGAAAAGUACAGCCUCUACAAUUUAUGACUUAUAUGCACUUAUACAUCAUAAAGGGGCAUUUGGAGCUGGUCAUUACGUUACAUAUGCCAAGAAUCCCAUUGACAAGAAUUGGUAUGAAUUUGAUGAUACUUUUGUAACCAGGAAGACGCCUGCUGAGGUAGCAAAAGUAGAGGCAUAUGUACUGUUCUAUCAAAAAAAGAGUCUAGAGAAGCAAGCAGAAAGAGAUGAGAUACUUACGCAAAUAGAAAAAGAGAGCGGCUAUGGUCAAUCACGUCUCAUCUCACGGCUUUGGUUUAAUAGGUGGCGAUUUUUAGAAGCUCCUGGACCUAUAACCAACUACGACUUUAUAUGUGCACAUGGAGCUAUCAAUUUGUUGAAGUACCCAAAACCUCUUAACUUGGUAGUGCGAAUACCAGAGAAAGUGUACAACAGAUUUGUAAUGUAUUACGGUCAUGAUGAUAGUCCAUCAAUUACUGAGGCAGACCUACAGUCUGGGUGUCCGGUAUGUGAGCAAGAGGCGAGGUUAAUCGAUGAGCGGCGCAAACGUGAACAAAUGGACAUUGCGUCUAUCGAUACAAAUGAAAUUGGACCGGGGGAAUAUUGGUUUUUAAUAAGUUCGACUUGGUUAGCUUCUUGGCAUGCAUUUAAAGCAGGAGGUCCAAUACCUGGUCCGAUUGAUAAUACCAGAUUCUUGAACGCAAACGGCACACCUAAGCCCCAUAUGCAAAGAAGCGUUCAUUAUCGAGGAGUAAACGAGCGUGUUUGGCGUUAUUUUUAUCGAAUAUACGGCGGAGGACCGAUAUGUGUCCGAGCUGUACUGGAUUUAUAUUCUCAGCCGUAUUACCCUCCCCAGCCAGCCGAUAGACAAUCAGACUCUUCAAAUAGACCUCGGUCAUUUUAUUAA